AUGAUUAAUGUCGCCAUAAUAGCGCAUAUCUUUGGGCGGCGUUUAUUCAAGCCCCACCAAUGGAACGUUGGGUAUUCUGUCAACUUCCUCUCACAUGACCCAAAGGCUGGCCAGGUUGAUUUCCUUGCCCAUUCGCCACGUCUGGCUGUGGGCGGCGUUUUGGUUGAAUUAUCGGAACUAGAUCGCAUCAAAAUGGCCACCAGCUUGCUCGGAAUGACAACUGCCUUGCCGGUCGUGAGGAGAAACGAUUGGCGACCAUCCAAACAGGAAGCCUUUGUCCCUUCCUCAGUCGCCCUGGCAAUGCAGUCGCGACGGCCCAUUGAUCAAGGCUCGCUUGUCUGCCAUUUACGCUUCACCUCAUUGCGUUGCCAAGCCAGUCCUGGGGGUGGGGAAGGAGAAAGAACUUGGUCUGUUGGCGGGCGUGUUUUGAGUGGGAAAUGA
Molecule: messenger RNA, 441 nt
Organism: Protopolystoma xenopodis
Lineage: Eukaryota; Metazoa; Platyhelminthes; Monogenea; Polystomatidea; Polystomatidae
Source: the annotation of a GenBank genome assembly